CCACCAUAUCCAAACUAGUGCAACCUUCCUUAUACACCGAUUUUCAUCUUGUUCAUACAUUGACUAUACAUCUACUCUCUCAACCAAAUUCAUCGAUACUUUGGACAAUUUCUAUUUCUUCAAAUAUGAGCGAUACAAGGACAGAAGGUCCUGAGGGAACACUUCCGUUGACUCGGCAUCGGGAUCUAAAAUUAGUGUUGGAUACACCGAAAGGUAUGUCUUGUAUUUCUUGUCUAUCUGUCAAGCAAUCUGCGAGUAAAAAGAGAUGGGACCAAUGUUCAAGCGAGAAAGAAUAUGUUCGAGACACAUCGGCCUGCUGUUGUGCUUUUACCAACAUCAGACUUUCUUACAACCGCACAUGGCAGAGGAGUCUUUGCAGCAGCCCGGAUACCAGCCCACAGCAUACUAGAAACCUGUCCAGUCCUAGUCCUAGAUCCCACAGAAAACAAACAACACAUAGAAAAAACCGACCUAUUCCACUACACCUAUAAUUGGCCCCUCCUCGACCCUUCCACAGGAAGACAAAUAACAACACAAGCCGUCAUCCUAGGUCUAGGCAGCAUGUUCAACCACUCUACAAAUGCACAAAAUGUGGGUUGGGAAAGAAAUCUCAAUGCGGGGGUUGUGGUGUAUAAAACGCUUAGAGAUGUGGAGGAAGGGGAGGAAUUGUGUAUUUCUUAUGGUGAUAGGUUGUGGUUUGAAGAUGCGGAUAAAGAGAUCGAGGAGGAUGAGGGGGAUGGGUUGGGGGUUUUGGGGGGUAUUGAGAUUGAGGGGGAGGAUGAGGAGGGGAAAUGAUUUGAGGUGGUGUCAAGGUUGGGGCGACAGGGUUUAUGCAAUGGGGAAGUAGUAAUUGAUGCGGCUUGCAAGGCGAGAAGGAAGGCGAGAAGGAAGGCGAG
Molecule: messenger RNA, 896 nt
Organism: Aureobasidium subglaciale EXF-2481
Lineage: Eukaryota; Fungi; Ascomycota; Dothideomycetes; Dothideales; Saccotheciaceae
Exons: 3
Coding region: 295-795 (166 amino acids)
Molecular function (GO): protein binding
Source: RefSeq, a predicted model, not a curated record